GCGGCUGGGCCGAACGGGAGGUCAGCCCUCUGUGGGGCUCUGACUCGUACCUCUGGCUGAGAACCUUUCCUAGAGAAAGACAAGACCAGUUGGCAGGCGCUCCUCCCUGUUCUGCCGUGACAGGACCCCCUGGGCCAGUGUGGCCGUGGGCAGGCGGUGGGGGCAGAAGAAAGCAGGAGAGAGAGGAACCUCACUUGUCGAAUCCAGCCUUGCUCUCCCUGGGCUGCGGAGCCCAGGGACCAACUCCACAGGCAGCAGAGCAUGUGACUGAUGGGGCCAAACUGAACCCAGCCGGGGUGCAGGGGAACGGAGUUCGGGAAGAGUCCCUGGGUCCCACAGUGAGGAGCCUGGGGACGGGGCUUGGAACAGUGUGGAACCCCUCGGCCCCCUGCCCGCAGUGCGGGCCCACAACACACUUCUCCCUCGCAUGACGAUUUGCUGGAUGUGGCGUCUUGGUCAUCCACACCGCUAGGAUGGAGAGACCCGAAUCUGUCACCCUCUUCUGGAGCCGGGGAGCUGCAGCUAACUCGGGUCGGGAAAACGCGACAGCGACUGCCCACUCGAGGUCGUCAUGGCGACAGCCAGUGAACGUGUUCCUCUCCUCGGGCAGGCCCCCGAGUGUAGAGGAGCUGCUUCGAGAGGCGCAGCUCAAUCUCCAGAGCCUGUUGCAAGAAGAAUAUGAGGAACAGUACCCGGAGGCCAGACUUCUGGGGCAGACCUUCCGCUCUGCUGAUGAGGCCCCCGAGCCCACUCCUAGCCCAAGGCCCCAGGCUGGCAGGCGUCUGGAGUUUGUGCUGAUGCCUACAAAACGGCAGCCGAGCGAGGAUGAGACUACCACCCAGGGUGUGAGGGCCCCCGAGGCCUCCCUGAGCCUGUCUACCACAGCCGACAAGCAAGCUGCCUGGAAUAGCCCCUCCCCUCUGCCCAUCCUAGAGGAGAAGCGGUGGCUUCAGCCUUGUUCCACGCACUCUGACAUUGUGCCCAUCAACAUCUCUGGGCAACAGUUUGAUAAACACGCAAGUUUGCGACACUCGUUGUUUAACACAGAGACAGCCGUGAACCCCAAGUCCACCCUGAGGCGGAGGCGGACCAUUAUUGGAUUCUCUAACUUUUCCCAGCGAGACCAAGGUCACGGCAACAGGCUGACGGGCAGCGUGGCCCGCACCGCCACCUCGGACAUCAGGCCCAGUCAUUCGGCCCCAGAAGGUGUGCAUGGAAGAGUGGCAGUUGGUCAGGAAGUUCAGUUCCCAAAUCUCACCUCCCCAGGACUGAGGAGUCCUUCUAGUGACCCGGAGGAACCUCUCCAAGUGCGCGGUGCCACAAAACCCCCAGGCAUGGAGAGCAUAGGAAUGGUGUACAGCGUCCCCAGUUCUUGCAACGGGCCGACAGAAUCUACGUUCUCUGCUUCCUGGAAGGGAGAUACUUUUACCUACAUGACUCCAAGUGCCGCCAGCCCAAGCAGUCGAGUGGGUGAAAACGGAAGAGAUCCUUCCUCGGGCAACGCUUGGGUCCCUCUGCACACGCUGCCGCCUCUAGUUCCUAAGGAGGCCGCUACCCUCUUUGUCACUCGUGAUAACCCUGCAGGAUGCAGUGGGUCAGCUGGCUACUCUGAGCACCCAACUCAACGAAGGCAAGCAUCGGAGCGACCCUCCAAGAUCGGCCUUCUCACCAGUGGUACCUCAAGGCUGGAGACAGGCCCAGGGGGGUCCAGCAGGUUCCGGGAGCGGUCACUGUCUGUGCCCACGGACUCGGGCGCCGCGGAUGUGGACUACAAGGAGGAACAGAAGGCCAGUGAGGCCUGUGCCCUGCCUCACGCCAGUACGAGUUCUGAGGGCAGUAACAGUGCCGACAACAUUGCCUCCCUUAGCGCCCAACAGGAGGCCCAGCACAGGAGGCAGAGAUCCAAGAGUAUCUCUCUCCGGAAGGCCAAAAAGAAGCCUUCCCCACCCAUGCGCAGUGUCUCGCUGGUCAAAGAUGAGCCGGCCCUCUCGCCGGAAGGUGGGUCAGCACUGCCCAAGGACCAGCGGCCCAGGAGCCUCUGCCUCUCCCUGGAACACCAAGGACGUCACUCAUCCCACCCCGAUGCUCAGGGUCACCCAGCUGUGCCAACCUUCAAAGAUCCGGAAGGUACACAUUUCUCCCACCACUGGUAUCUGACUGACUGGAAGUCUGGCGACACCUACCAGUCCUUGUCCAGCUCCAGCACUGCCACUGGCACCACGGUCAUCGAGUGCACCCAAGUUCAGGGCAGCUCAGAGUCUCUCGCCUCCCCUUCCACGUCCAGAGCCACGACACCUUCCCAACUCUCCAUCGAGGUGGAGGCCAGGGAAGUAUCCUCCCCAGGAAGGCCCACGGGGCUGAUGUCACCCUCCAGUGGAUACUCCAGCCAGUCGGAGACACCAACGCCCACCGUCUCCAUGUCCUUGACCCUGGGCCACCUGCCCCCACCGAGUGGCAGCGUCCGGGUGCGUCCGGUGGUACCUGAGAGGAAGUCGUCGCUCCCCCCAACCUCGCCAAUGGAGAAAAUCUCCAAGUCACGGCUGUCGUUUGACCUGCCGUUGACCUCUUCAACCAACCUGGAUCUGUCUGGGAUGAGUAUCUCCAUCCGAAGCAAAACCAAGGUGAGCCGGCAUCACUCAGAUACAAAUUUUGGGGCCAAGCUGGCCCAGAAAACGAGCCCCAACCAGCCCGUUAUGCCCAUGGUCACUCAGUCCGACCUCCGUUCCGUGCGCCUGAGGUCAGUCAGCAAGUCUGAGCCGGAAGAUGACAUCGAGAGCCCGGACUAUGCUGAGGACACAGGAGCGGAAGUCUUCACCUUGCCAGAGAGAAAGACGAAACCUCCCAUAGCCGAGAAGCCCCCCGUGGCCCGAAGGCCUCCGAGCUUGGUCCACAAGCCACCAUCGGUCCCCGAGGAGUACACACUCACCUCGCCGACCUUGGCUAUGACCCCCAAGAGCUCAGUUCAACACACGCGGCCACUCCCUCAAGACAUCUACACGGUGGUGCGGAAACCAAAGCCCUCCAGCUUCCCUGAGGGCAGAAGCCCCGGGGAGCUGCCAGCGCCCUCGUCUCUCGCUUUCACACCUUUUGCCAGUUCCUCUGGUGCUUUCUUCUCAGGAACACAGCAACCUCCCCAGGGCACCACGGAGGACGGGGGCCCCAAGGCGAGAGCCCUGCCUGAAAGAAUCAGCCUCCAGAGCCAGGAGGAAGCAGAAAGAAAGAAAGGCAAGAUCCCACCUCCCGUCCCCAAAAAGCCCAGCGUGCUGUACCUGCCUCUCACCUCACCCACGGCUCACAUGGAGGCGUACGGGGCCGAACUGAGGCUGCCUCUCAGCCCCAUCAUCACCCUGCAGGAAGAAGCCAAGGGUUCCCCCACCAGUGACCACCCGCAGUCCCCUGGUACGAGGACAACUUCACCACUGCAGGCCGAAGGUGAAAGGGAGGCAAGUCCUCUAGGGAGCUCUGCAGAACCGAGCACUGAAGAAAAAAGUGUAAUCAGUGAUAAAACAGCCGAAUGGAUCGCCGAAGACGAUGAUGACGUGUUUGUGGCUUCACGCACAACGGAAGAUUUGUUUACUGUGAUACACAGGUCCAAAAGAAAGCUGCUUGGCUGGAAAGAGCCUGGGGAGGCCUUUGCCGGCGGCGGCAGACCGAGCUCCCAUUCACCAGUAAAGAACCCAGCUGAUUCUCCAGUCAGUGAGUCAGCUGCCUCUGCAGGGUCAAGCGGCAGUGCCAACCUAGAUGCUGGCAGAAACGAUGAUUUCAAGGCCUUGCUACAGAAGAAGGGAAGCAAGGCAACUCCAAAGUCCCGCCCCUCAGCAGCCGAACUGCUGAAGACCACUAACCCACUGGCUCGGAGAAUUAUUGCACAAUUUUCACAAGACUACGAAACCACCGAUAACCCCAGUACCUAAGGCCCGGGUUCAGCAAACAGGGUUUAGUCACCAGACUUGAGUAGACGAAGGGGAAGAGAAAGGGUUUUAAAAAGGAGUUGUGGAAAUAACAGAAGAGCCUACUUGUCCUUUCCAUUCAUUCACCCUCUGGACAGCAGGAGAGAGGCCACUCGACCUAGAACUAAAAUCAUCAGGCACUUUAAUCACCUUCGGACAUUUUGCAUUGUCAUACGUAACAAUCUUGCCAUUACUGACUACAGAUUUUCUCCUUCUUUCCCCCCAGUGCUGUGCCCCGAGGAGAAAUUCUCAGGCGCAAGGGCACCUGUGCCGUCUUUUCGGUCACUGACCGGGCUGCUCUGUCCCUGACUCCUGUCACCGCGGGGCACAGCGCGAGGGCCGACUGGGGCUGCCGAAACGGGGGGUUUUCCCAUUAUUCACUUUCCGGGCAAGGCCUCGAUGGCCCUGUGUGGAGAAGCGGAAAGACUCUGAGGCCUCUUCAACCACAGUCUUGCUCUCCCAAGCCCCCCUCAGAGAGGUUUGCGGGUGUACACUUAUUUCAGCAUGGGGUUGAUUGGCUGGCUUUUGUCAUGCAGAAUAUGAAUGUGACUCUGUCUUGAAAUUCAUGCCUUUUUCAGUUGGAUUGUCUACGCGGAGAACAGGGUGAUGAGUUCCGAUAAACAUGUAGACCCCCUCCCCCUUUAGCUAGGAAAAGUCAGGACUGGGUUGCUUUGGAUGAACCAAGUUCAGCCAACAAACGAGGCAGCCAAGCGUUCUCUCAGAUCUAGCCGAGGCGACUCACACGCGCGCGUGCGCCGUGAGAUUCUCCCAAGUGUCUGUCAACAGUGAGAGUUAGGAUCGGUGCCCAGCUCAGGCUGCAUUCUAAGAACCCUCGUUUCAUUUGCAUAUAACCUUCAUUACAGGAAGUAAUUAGCUGAAGGAACAGCAUCAUCAAAGGCUCAAGGAGGAGAGAAAGAAAAAGGAAGAAAUGUUCUGUUUGUUUGGUAUUGCCAACCCUUAAAUACCUAUCUUCACCGUGGUGGCUGUUCUCGACGAGGGCUCCGUUUUUAAGAUUUUGCCUACAUAGUGGAAUUUGAUAUCAACAAAUCCACCAACAAAAUCUGAACUGGAACAGCCAGUUAACCCCUCUCAGCUUCUCCUUAAUGCCAAGCUUUAUAGGAACUUACUCCUUAUGUGGUGUUCAGCUUUUUUUUAUGUCCAAUUUUAUAAGAUGUUAUGCAUGAGGACGCAGCAUUGUGCUCAUUGUAUAAGUCACCCCGAACUCAUUUCUUCCUCCGUAUGUAUGAUGGUGAUGAAAUAUCAGUCUGUAUGUCCUGACCUCUCCCGAUCAACUGUAAAUGACAAAUCUUUUCAUUGAUUUUUAAAUGAGAUAUAUUAACUCUGGCUAGUAGUUAAAAUUUUAUUCUUUUUAUUAUAUUUCAUUGCUACUCUUUUCUACUGACUCCAAAGCUAACUUUGGGGAAUAUUUCUUAUUUCUAGGUUGUUGUAUUUCUCUUAUUUCUAUAUUUACCUGUAGUCACGGAAUGUUAGAACUGAAAGGGACCAACCUCUCAUGUCACACAUGAGGUCCAGAAAGGUCAAAUAACUUACACGAGGUCCUGUACACAGUAGGAGGGUCUGGCCUCAAUCCCAGGUCUCCUGCCUCUGGGGCCAGUGUGUUUUCAUUUAAAGCACUGCAUUUAGAGAGAACCCACAGCUGGCUUCUACUUUUAUGACAUAUGAAUUUCCCGGGUAUUUCAGUGAACUAAUUAGCUAUGCUUUAAGGGAAAAUGCUCAAGAUUUCUUUAGUUGAAUCUGAAGACAAAUCUCAUUUUCAAUUUAGAAACAUUCAUUUCCCCUCCAAAUUUACUUUGUUUUUCCUAAGAGAUGUUUGAAAAAUGAUUUUUUGUAGAUCAAAUUCCACUUUCUGGUAGAGAAGCGUCCUAUGUGGGGGAAUCUUCUGGCGACUUCUUUUGAUAAACAAAAAUCCAAUGUCCCCUAAUAUCUCUACUUCUUUUUAGUGUGACCUUUUGUAAUUGGUAUUUAUUUAAAGUAGGGCAAACCAAUAUAGGCUUUCCUAGAAUCUACUUUAUCCUUCCCUUCUGAAACUUUAUGAGAUAUUUUCAGACUGUUAGAUGCUCGUGAGAUCUUUAGUUGUGUUCUAGAAACUUCACCUAACUUGAUGUUACGUCAAUCCCUGGGCUCAAACUCUAUCUCCAUCUUACCAGAAAAUUACAGAAUUUCCUCAUCAGUACUGAGCUCUGCAUGCAUUCUCUUUUCUGGAACAUUCUUUGCCUGGUGUGACUCUAUUUAGCUAUUCUUGGGCUUCCUUCCAUGGUUCAUGCAUACCUUACUAUUCUGUGGAACUGCAGUCAGUGUCCCUUUAGGGCCAUGCUAGUCACAUGGAGUGGUCUUUCCAGUUAUUUCCAUCGUUCCCUUGUUUCUACUGGACCUCCUCUGGUUUCCAUUUUCAGGAAUGCUCAGAGAUUGGUGGGAUCUUGACCCGGCGGGGGGGGGGGAGUUGACACGCAUUUUUGGCAAAGGGCCAGACAGUAAGUAUUUUAGGUUUUGGGGUCCACACGUGGUCUCUGCAGCAUAUUCUUCUUUGUCGUUGUUUCUUUUUUUCUUUGUUUUACCACACUUUAAAAAUGUAGAUACCAUUCUUAGCUCUUGGGCCAUAGAAAGCCCCAAGCUGGAUUUGACCUGCUUGUCAUAGUUUACUGACCUCUGGUCCAGACAAUCUUCUGGGACAGGCAUUUCUGUGACUGGCCCCAUGUGAUAACUAAAUUGUAUGCUGGAUGAUGGGGCUCGCUACCCUCCCAUCUACUUACUACACUGUCACACCAGUCUGCACAGAAGUGGGUGGAGAAGGGCUGCAUAUGUCAACCCAUGACUCUAAUAGGGUACUCUUCAUCAUGGUCUUUCUCUCUCUCUUUCUCCCUGUCUCUCUGUCCCUCUGUUUCUCUCUCACUGACUACCUUGGUGUAGAAACCCUCAUUCAUUUUUCCAGGCCUCCUGACCUGAGCCGAAGGCAGCCGCUUAACCCCCUGAGCCACCCGGGUGUCCCUGCUUUCUGAACCUUUAAAAGGAUUCCCUACGGGCACCUGGCUGGCUUAGUCCAUAGAGCAUCUGACUUUUGAUCUUGGGGUUAUGAGUUCAAGCCCUUCAUCAGGCCUAGACCUUACUUUAAAAAAAGAAGAAGAAGAAGAUUCCCUAAAGUUUCCUCACAAGUCUCUCCAUCUCGCUCCCAUCUCUACGUCUCCUGCCACCUGGGAGUCUAAAGCUCAGAUUCGCAUUUUCACAUUUGCUCAUAGAAGCACUGAGGGGCAUGAGGGACGAGGGCGGGUGCCUGAGCGUGUGAGCAUGGUUUCUCCCCUGGGACUGUGAAGGCCCCAUUGACUAAUGUCUCUCUCUCUCUCUCUCUCUCUCUCUCUCUCUCUCUCUCUCACACACACACACACACACACCAUGUACACAUGCACACACUCCAUCCAGUGUUCUCAUCAGUUCUCUGGUCCAGGUCUACGUCUGGUCAAGGAGAAGGGGAUGGUGUGCGGCUCCUGAGGCAUUUCGCUUUUUCUUGUCUUUUGAAACUUCUUUCGGCUGGUUUGUGCCGGCUUCUCUCAAGAAGCCAUUUGAAGAAACUCCUUUGUGACGGUUGUGGACAGGCUGACAUACAGAGCGCUAGGACUUUAACUCAAUAUGAACUCGGUCACUCAGACAUACUUCUGAGGCUGCAGUUUUUCCUCUAGAAGCAAAUUGUCUCUUAGGACCUUUUGGCUUGCUUCCUGUCAUUUGAGCCCAGGGAUCUGCCCAGUUACUGAAAACUAAAUUUUAAAGUCAGAGGCAUGUGUACCUUUCAGGAUCUCCCUAUGUGAAAACAUCCGUGAAACAGUUUCUUUCUGCCUUUGGUUUAAGAUUGCCAGACUGAGGAAGGCAACCAGGCUUAUGCCUUGAACUCUAAGACAGCGAAAGGGUUACACUUGCCAAAAGCAAAACGAGGAAGGAGGAUUGACUAGUCCUACUGUGCAUAGUCAGGAGACAGACUCUUCUUACGUUGGCUUACUAAGUGCCAACAACGCACUUAAGAAAAAUAAGGGAGACAGGAAUUUACAGACCAAUAUCCUAAACUGGAAGGCGGCGAUAAGGCCAUUCCCCCAGUGAUGAGACAGUGUCCCUGGAUAAAAAUUUCAAGAAGCAGCAGAAACUAGGAGAGAUCAUCAUCCCAAUCCUUUUUAGAAUUCUAACACAAAACGGAAGGAAGCCCUCUGUGGGGUGAUAUGACAAAGGGUUUUUCUUGUCUUUUCUUUCUUUCUUUCUUUCUUUCUUUCUUUCUUUCUUUCUUUCUGUCUGUCUGUCUUUCUUUCUUUUUUUCUUUCUUUCUUUCAGCAUUCCAUACUGGCUUGCUACCAGCAAUUGAAGUGUAUUCUUUAUAUGCUAGAGCUGUUUGUGUCUUCUCAAAAUAAAUUGUUUCUGUUAAAAAUCA
Molecule: messenger RNA, 8376 nt
Organism: Callorhinus ursinus (northern fur seal)
Lineage: Eukaryota; Metazoa; Chordata; Mammalia; Carnivora; Otariidae
Source: RefSeq, a predicted model, not a curated record